AUGUCAGCAGAUCAGGAGUCUCAGACAGCUCUGCUGGUCACGGAAAAAGUUGCUGAUUUGAACAUCGCUGAGGCCUCUCCUGCCCUGAAGCAGAAGAAGAAGAAGAACAAGAAAAAGAAGAAGAAGCUCACGAACAUUGCUUCUUCUUACCCCGAUGGCGUUUAUCCUGAAGGUGAGUGGAUGGAGUACCCAUUGGAGGUCAACAGCUACAGAACCACCGAUGAGGAGAAGAGAUACUUGGACAGACAACAGAACAAUAACUGGCAAGACUUCAGAAAAGGUGCCGAGAUCCACAGAAGAGUUAGAGCCAAGGCCCAGCAGAACAUCAAGCCUGGUAUGUCUAUGCUUGAAAUUGCCGACUUAAUUGAGAACUCAGUUAGACAAUACGUCGGCAAUGACCACCCCAAGAGCCAGGGUAUUGGUUUCCCAACCGGUUUGUCUCUCAACCAUGUCGCUGCGCAUUACACCCCAAAUCUGAACGACAAGGUCGUAUUGAAAUACGAGGAUGUCAUGAAGGUGGAUAUUGGUGUCCACGUGAACGGCCACAUCGUUGACUCUGCAUUUACAUUGACCUUCGACGAGAAGUAUGAUCCACUUUUGGAGGCUGUUAAGGCUGCCACGAACACUGGUGUCAAGGAAGCUGGUAUUGAUGUCAGAUUGAACGACAUUGGUGCUGCUGUCGAGGAGGUGAUGGAGAGUUAUGAAUUGGAGCUUAAUGGAAAAACAUACCCUAUUAAGUGCAUCAGAAACUUGAACGGCCACAACAUCGGUCAGUACACUAUCCACUCCGGUAAGACUGUGCCAAUUGUUGCUAACGGUGAUAUGACAAAGAUGGAAGAGGGCGAGACCUUCGCCAUUGAGACUUUCGGUUCCACCGGUAAGGGUUACGUCAUUGGCCAAGGUGAGUGCUCUCACUAUGCAUUGAACCAGGGAAUCGAUGCCAAAGCCCCCACGGAAAAAGCCAGGCAGCUUGUGGACACGAUUAAGGAUACCUUUGGAACUCUUCCUUGGUGUCGUAGAUACUUGGAGAGAACUGGUGAGGAUAAGUACCUUUUGGCACUUAACCAAUUGGUUCGUGCCGGCAUUGUUGAGGACUACCCUCCUUUGGUAGACACACUGGGUUGCUACACCGCACAGUUUGAGCACACGAUCUUGCUCCAUCCACACAAGAAAGAGGUGGUUUCGAGAGGCGACGAUUACUAG
This is a messenger RNA of Candidozyma duobushaemuli, 1203 nucleotides long. RefSeq names its product methionine aminopeptidase. Gene Ontology annotation, biological process: proteolysis. The coding region runs from base 1 to 1203 and encodes 400 amino acids. Lineage: Eukaryota; Fungi; Ascomycota; Pichiomycetes; Serinales; Metschnikowiaceae. Gene Ontology annotation, molecular function: metalloaminopeptidase activity. The record is from RefSeq and is a predicted model, not a curated record. The transcript is spliced from 2 exons.